Molecule: messenger RNA, 9384 nt
Organism: Onychostoma macrolepis
Lineage: Eukaryota; Metazoa; Chordata; Actinopteri; Cypriniformes; Cyprinidae
Gene: mical3a
Product: microtubule associated monooxygenase, calponin and LIM domain containing 3a
Molecular function (GO): FAD binding; protein binding
Source: RefSeq, a predicted model, not a curated record
ACCGCCGUGCUCUUACAGUGAAAUGCAGAGGAAUAAAUUCAACAUCGACUGGAAGUUAUACUUUAUUGCCUUGUGGACUAUUAUCAUCUGAUACGUGACUGUUUACUCGUGAGAGAAAUAUUAAGGGUGAAAAUGACCUAUGGCGGAAGUUGAAUCGCAAACAGAGAGACUCUGAGUAAGCUGGACGGGGCCUGUCCCAUAAUCCCCACUCGUCGGGUCAAGGGACCAUGGGAGAUGGAGGCGUUAGUGCGGUGGGAGAAGGGGUGAAUCAGUCCCACGUGCUCUUUGACCGCUUCGUCCAGGCCACCACCUGCAAAGGCACUCUCAAGGCUUUUCAAGAGCUUUGUGACUUCCUGGAACUCAAGCCCAAUGAAUACCGUGUGUUCUACCACAAACUCAAGUCCAAGCUCAACUACUGGAAAGCCAAAGCUCUCUGGGCCAAGUUAGACAAGCGCGCCAGCCACAAAGAAUACAAAAAAGGAAGGGCCUGUGCCAACACCAAAUGUCUGAUCAUUGGAGCUGGACCAUGUGGUUUGCGUACAGCCAUAGAGCUGGGCUUCCUUGGAGCCAAGGUGGUUUUGUUGGAGAAGAGGGAUGCAUUCUCCCGAAACAAUGUGCUCCAUCUUUGGCCUUUCACUAUUCAGGAUCUGAGGGGUCUUGGAGCCAAGAAGUUCUACGGCAAGUUUUGUGCUGGAGCCAUCGACCAUAUCAGUAUUCGUCAGUUGCAGCUGAUGCUCUUGAAGGUAGCUCUUCUCCUUGGCAUCGAGAUUCACGUCAACGUGGAGUUCAAAGGCCUCAUUGAGCCACCAGAAGACCAAGAGAAUGAGAGAAUUGGGUGGAGAGCCGAGGUCCACCCCAGAACACAUCCAGUCAAUGAGCUAGAGUUCGACGUCAUAAUUGGGGCUGAUGGGAGGAGAAACACGCUGUCAGGGUUCAGGAGGAAGGAGUUUAGGGGCAAAUUGGCUAUUGCUAUCACAGCUAACUUCAUUAACCGCAACACAACUGCAGAAGCAAAGGUGGAGGAGAUCAGUGGAGUAGCCUUCAUCUUCAAUCAAAAGUUCUUCCAGGACCUUAGAGAAGCCACAGGAAUUGACCUGGAAAACAUUGUCUACUAUAAGGAUGACACACACUACUUUGUGAUGACUGCCAAAAAGCAGAGCCUGCUGGAGAAGGGUGUCAUUCUACAUGACUAUGCCGACACAGAAAUGCUGCUCUCCAGGGCCAAUGUUGACCAGAAGGCUCUGCUGUCCUACGCCAGAGAAGCAGCAGAUUUCUCUACCAACCAUCAGCUUCCUAAGCUGGACUUUGCCAUCAACCAUUACGGCCAACCUGACGUCGCCAUGUUUGACUUCACCUGUAUGUAUGCCUCAGAGAACGCAGCACUCGUCCGCCAGCGCAACGGCCAUAAGCUGCUAGUAGCCCUGGUGGGGGACAGUCUUCUAGAGCCAUUCUGGCCGAUGGGUACUGGAAUAGCAAGAGGCUUCUUGGCCGGCAUGGAUGCAGCGUGGAUGGUGCGGAGUUGGGCUCAUGGAAGCUCCCCUUUGGAGGUGCUGGCUGAAAGGGAAAGUAUCUAUCGACUGCUGCCUCAGACGACACCUGAGAAUGUUAGCAAGAACUUUAGCCAGUACAGCGUGGACCCAACUACACGGUACCCCAACAUCAGCCUUCACCAAGUGAGACCCAACCAGGUACGGCAUCUGUUAGACACCGGAGAAACCAGAGAUUUGCGUGUCGACAUGGAGAAUGUGGUGAACUCUUCAACUCCUAAACUCACAAGAAAUGAAAUUCUGCUUGAGAAGCAAUUGCAAGAGUCCAUCGUGCGCUCCAGUAAGCUGCUGAACUGGUGUCAAAGGCAGACGGAGGGAUACAGAGGUGUCAGCGUGUCCGAUCUCACCAUGUCCUGGAAGAGCGGCUUGGCCCUGUGCGCGCUCAUCCACCGAUACAGACCAGACCUCAUUGACUUUGACUCCCUGGAUGAGAAACACAUGGAGAAGAACAACCAGUUGGGGUUUGACGUGGCUGAAAAAGAGUUUGGGAUUUCUCCCAUCAUGACUGGGAAGGAGAUGUCUGUUGUGGUGGAGCCUGACAAGCUCUCCAUGGUGAUGUACCUCAGCCAGUUCUACGAGAUGUUCAAGGACACUGUGCCACCUGGUGAAAACCACAAUCUGAGCCCUGAGGAGAAGGCUGCGUUGAUUGCCAGCACUAAAUCACCCAUCUCGUUCUUCAGUAAACUGGGUCAAAGCAUCGCUAUCUCCCGCAAACGAAACCCCAAGGAUAAAAAAGAAAAGGAACUGGAUGGACUGGGGAAAAGACGAAAGACCAGCCAGGCUGGACAAUCAGAGGAUGAAGAGUUGCAGAGGGUUAAUCGAGACGACAGGCCCUCUAUAGCUACAGCUCUAGCAGAACGUAAAAUUGAUUCGGCUGCAGCAGCCAACAACAACAACAAAGUGAAGUCGAUGGCCACACAGCUGUUAGCGAAGUUUGAGGAGAACGCCCCGACGCAGUCCACCGGUCUCAAACGACAGGGGGACUCCAUGCCCAAUCUGGGGCUCAUACUGACCCCCUCUCCGGCGGCUCCCUCUCUGAAAGAGUCAGUGCGGCUGGCUCCAGUCCCUGCAUGGAGGAAGAGGCGCACACAGUUACAGGAGCAGAUGAGUUUCCGCUAUAAAGAAAGACUGAAGUGUCAAACUCUCCCCAUCAAACAGGAGCAGGCCAGCAGCGGGACUGAGGUCUUGAGGAGCUGCCCUAAGAAAACCAUUCUCCUUUCUUCUUCCUCACCCUCAUCUUCCUCAUUCUCUUCAUCGUUUCUUCCACACGCACAGCAUAAUGUUAACCAGUCAGAGAUAAACAAGUGUAAUGGUGGUGGUGAUGAAGAGAAUGAGAUCCAGGACCCUUCAGUCUAUUACAGGGAAAAUAACCUGCCUAAUGCGGACAAGCCAAAGCCCAUUCAUAUCCCUAGCAUUCAAGAGCGAACGGACACUCUAGUCGCUAGGUUUAAAGGCAAGUCUGACAGGAAGGACAAGCCACAGGUUAUGAAAAAGCCGUCACGGUUCUUUAUUGAGCGGUGGCUUUUGACCCACGAUCUCAGUCCUGAGCAACCCUUCAACCAUUCUGACCCCCAGCAUCAGCAGAGGGAGAUUUUGCUUUCUGAUGAUCAAGUGCCUUUACACAUCCCCAGCAUUCAGGAGAGAGCCGAGAGGUUAGCCUCUCAGUUUAAAGACAAACCAGCAAAGCCAAAGUCUAAGAAAAAGGCGUCACACUUCUUCACAGAGCAGUGGUACAGAGCGUGUGAUGUGAGCUCUGUUAGCCCUCUGCACUCUCCCAGCUCUUUCCAGCAGCGCUAUGUAAAGAUGUACACAGGGGGUGUGAGCUCACUGGCUGAGCAAAUAGCCAAUCAGCUUCAGGCUAAGGAUGACCCCAGGCCCUUGCUUGAGAAAAGGGAUUUGGGUUCCUUGCGGAAGGAGUUCCCUCAGAAUAUUGGAGGCAGCGAUGUGUGUUUCUUCUGUCGGAAGCGCGUCUAUGUGAUGGAGCGUCUCAGUGCAGAGGGAAAGUUUUUCCAUCGCAGCUGCUUCAAGUGUGACUACUGCGGCACCACCCUCCGGCUGUCCUCAUACGCCUUCGAUGUUGAGGACGGGAAGUUUUACUGUAAACCGCACUACUGCUACCGACUUUCUGGUCUGGCACAGAGAAAACGGCCUGCGCCUGCUGCUGCUGCUCCCGCAAACCCCAAGGAGCCCCAGGUGUUGGCGGUAACCCCCAACACAGUGGACGCCCCUGGCCAAGCCAUAACUUCUCAGGCCCCUGUGGAACGCCGGCCCUCAGUGACAGAGGUGAAUGGGGUUACGGAGCCCAGCGUGGCCAAACGUCUUAAAGGGACUCCAGAAAGGAUCGAGCUGGAGAACUACCGUCUAUCUAUGAUGAGAGAGGAGGAGCUGCAGGAGGUGCCCGAGGAGACGCUGGCCGAGCACAACCUCAGCAGUGUGCUGGACAAAGCCACCGACGUUGAGGAGGGAUCCAGCAGCUCAGAGUCUGAUAUGGAGGAAGAGGAUGAAGAACCGGAAGCAGCCGGCCCGUCCGAUCUGGGUGGGGUUCCCUGGAAAGAGGCGGUGGAGCUCCACGCUAAACUAAAGGGAGGAAGCGACCCUGGAGCAGCAGAAGACGAUGAUGGCCUUCAUGACGGAGAUGGAGAGAUGGACGAGGAUGAAGAGGAGGAGGAAGAUGAGGAAGAUGAAGACGAGGAGGAGGAGGAGGGGGAAGAAGAGGAAUCGAGUGAUGCGGGAGAGUAUUUCCCCUGGGACAGGGAGCUUCAGUCAGGUCUUUGGUUGGAGAAUCUCGCAAAUGAAGAGGAUACGAGUAUAUUUAAAGCUAGGAACCUGCAAAUCCAGCAAGUCAUACAUCCAGUAGACCCUCUAGACAUCCAGAUGGGCAACCACUGGACAUCCAGACAAGCUGAGGGGCUGGUUGAGGGCCACUCGAUGUCACCCUUAGGCUCUCAGCCCUCGCUGAACAACACUCAGCUCACACAGCCCACCUCCUCCACAGCCCCCUCCCACAAAUCCAUGCGUCAUGAGGCUGUCAGAGCCUGGUUGGACUCGAUGUCUGGAGAGCCCUGUGAAGAGGAUGAUGACCCAGAAGCAGAAGCAAGCAGUCCUGACUUUGAGCCGGGCACUGAAAUCGAUCAAGAGGACAUUCCCUCAGAUGCAGAGGCUGAAGCUCGUUCACAUUGCAUAGAUGAAGUGGUGACGCUUCCAGUAGAUAAUGGCAAAGCAGAGAGCCAGGGACAUGUUUCUAACACUGAGAAAACAUCUGCAAAUCCAAGGGAAUUGAUUGUGGACGUUGUGCUGUCUCCAAUCCAAAAACCUGCUUUACCCAUUGAAGAGGUGAAAGAAGUUUCUCCUGUAAUUCUAGUUAAAUCUCCUGGUGCACGUUUUUUCCCUGAGCCCUAUCUACCUGAUAAUGUCAAACUGAACGUUUCCCCUGAUGCUAAAAGUCCCCAUUCACCUGUUGCUCAAAUUGUUGCACUAUCGCCCAUCUGUUCCCAACCUGUUCCGCAACCAGAGACAGCGUCUCCCAAAUCUCCUGUCCAGCCCGAGCCUUGUGCCUGCUCUCCAACAGGUAAUCCUUUAUCUCCAAUAUGUACCCAAUCACAGCCCUGUCACGAGCCACCCUUACCCCUCUCCACAAGCUCCCCUGUCAGGACUCAGCCAGUCCCAGCAGUCACUUCCACUCCUUUGGCUAAACCUGCUUCUGAGAAGAGAACCAAUGAACCCUUGAAAGAUUCGGUGCUUGAGGAAACCCCCGUCAAGAAAACGGACCUCAUUGAGGAGUUCUGGUUGAAGAGUGCAGAGAUCAGAAAGAGUUUAGGACUCACUCCACUGGAUCGAAACAAAACAACAGUGGAGAAGAGCAUUGUGAAAACUCCAACGCCUGAAUCAUCAUCUCCAAAGUCUUACACCCCCGAGGACUUUUCUGAAGAGCAGAAGCCCACUUUCACAGGCCGUUCUAUCAUACGCAGGAUUAACAUUACCUUGGAGGGUCAGGUUAUAUCUCCGGUGGAACCUAAGAGUAAUGGUUCUGAGAGGAAAGACUUGAGCAGCAGUUCAGGGUUGGGUCUUAAUGGAAGCGUGACUACCAGUCAGACAGCAGCUAGUGACAGCUACAACAACUCUGAUUCUACCAUGCUAACCCCUCCCUCCAGUCCCCCACCACCUCCACCUAAUGAGGAGCCAGCUGCGCUCCAAAACAAAAGGCCUCAGGUGUCCUGGGACAACCUCCUUGAAGCCACAGAGGAACCUAAACCUGAGACUACACCCCCUAAACCUAAGACUCCAGUUAGUCCUCCUCAACCAAAACCAGUUACGGCUCCAGUCCCAGACCCUAGAACGAACCCACCUGUUGUUAUGAGGGUAAAGGAACCGAAUAAACCACGCCGUGAAGAAGUGAGAAAGUCUUUUGUGGAGUGUGUAGACGAGAUACCAUUUGCUGACGACGUUGAAGACACGUACGAUGACCGCACUCCGGACACAAGUGGUCUGGAAAAAUUUUACACUCCACCAACCAGCAAGGUCAACCGGGAGAAACCACCUUUGCACUUGGCGCUGGCAAUGGAAAAUGGCAAGCCCAACAUACCUGGUGGAGUCUCCCGGACAGCAAAGGGUCCCCAACAUUUUUCUGCCGAAGCCAAGGAGAUCGCAGAAGAGCGAAUGCGGGCACGGGAAAAGUCUGUGAAGAGCCAAGCUCUGAAGGACGCCAUGGCCAAGCAGCUUACUAAGAUGAAAGAAUCAGAUGCUGCCAAGGGAGCUGUGGCAAAAGUAGCCUGGAAUGUUCCUGAGACAACAGGAAACAAAAAGCAAUCAAACACACCCAAGGACUCUGCAGUGAAGGCUUUGGAGUCCAAAAAGCAGACAGACACACUACAUGACCGAGUCUUCACCACACCGACCAGUAAGAACUUGGACAGUUCUGUCACAUCGUCAGAAAGCUCAACAGGGGGCAAAAGCAAGAAGCGCAGCUCACUGUUUUCUCCACGCAAGAACAAAAAAGAAAAGAAAGCCAAAAAUGAAAGGCUCUCUGGCACAGAAGAGACUCCACCCAAACACAAGUCCCUGUGGAAGGCGGUGUUCUCUGGCUACAAGAAGGACAAAAAGAAGAAAGACAAGUCAUGCCCAAGCACACCUUCAAGCUCUACAACUGUAGACUCAGGGAAGAAGAAAGAAUCACCUCUGGACAGGUCCUCAGAUUUACGUCUGCGGAGAAAUCUCAGCUUCUCUGAGGACUCUGAUCUCUCCUGUGACGAUGUUCUGGAAAGAUCCUCUCAGAAGUCCAAGGGCGAUCGCCAUGUGGACCUGUUUGACUUGGUAUCAGAUUUGAAAAAAGAGGCAAUUAAAGAGGAGAAAUCCAAAGAGAAGGAUAAGGACAGGGCGAAGGCAAAAGGAAAAAGAGUAACAGAGAAGGGAAAGGAAAGGUCAAAAGAGAGGGAGAAUGAAAGAAGAGUCAAAGAAAAGAUUGUGAAAAUGAAGGAUGUGGAACAGGAGAAAGGAAAAGAGGAAGAGUCUGUUUAUGUACCUCAUGCAUUGGCGUUCAAGAGAUCGUAUGCCACAAAGAAAACAUACACAGAGGAGGAACUCAAUGCCAAGUUGACAAGAAGAGUACAGAAAGCUGCACGGAGGCAGGCCAAGCAAGAGGAGCUCAAGAGACUCCACAGAGCCCAGAUCAUUCAGAGGCAGCUGGAGCAGGUGGAAGAGAAACAGAGACAGUUAGAGGAGCGAGGUGUUGCCGUGGAAAAGGCAUUGCGAGGGGAAGCAGGGUUGUAUAAAGGUUCUAAUGUUAGUCCAAAACAGCGUAAGAGGCGCUCAGACUAUUGGGGAGAGUCUAAUUACAGUGAGAUCCUGGAUUUGCAUCUGGGCGGAAUGGGUAAAAAGGACGAUCCAAAGCUGAUGCAGGAAUGGUUUAAACUGGUCCAGGAGAAGAAUGCCUUGGUGCGCUAUGAAUCGGAGCUGAUGAUAUUUGCUCGUGAGCUGGAGUUGGAGGACAGACAGAGUCGACUGCAACAGGAACUGCGAGAGCGCAUGGCAGUAGAUGACCAUCUGAAGACCGAGGAGGAACUUGCGGAGGAGAAACAGAUUCUGAAUGAGAUGCUGGAAGUAGUCGAGCAAAGAGAUUCUCUGGUGGCCCUGCUGGAGGAGCAGAGACUCAGGGAGAAAGAAGAAGAUAAAGACCUGGAGGCGGUGAUGCUCACUAAGGGAUUCAGCCUCAACUGGGCUUAGCAUAACAAUGGUGAAUCUCUUCUGACCGCCAGCGAUUCCCAGUUUCACUGCAGGGAGUGUAAAAAAUUGCAGAACGAAUCGGUCUGUCUCCCCCUUCCAUUUUAUUGGGCAUGUCAACAACGUUUACAAACUCAUGAGCACGAAGAUGAUGUUUACGAGUUCUCCUGGCACGACUCGGGGCGUUUUGUCCCUCGCCAGCCAAGGCAGUGGUUCUGUGCAAGAUGUUCUCUCAUUCAGAAUGGGAGAACGCGUCAAUUUACAGAUUUUAAAAUUUUUUUUUUUUUUUGGUCUUGAAAAGGGACAUAUCAAUCCUGCUGAUGUUGAGGAAGUCUGAGACUAACGAUCCCACAAAAAGCCAGUCUUGUUUUUCAGAGAACGUCUGGUCAAACAACUGUUACGUUUUGAUGGGCGAGUGACAUUUGGACUUGAUUUCCUAUCAUGCGUUUUCUACCUUGACUACUGACUGAAAAAGUACAGCUGUUUUCUCUCUCCUGUUUAAUAUAAUACACUAUAAGCAUCAGACCUUCAUGCAACAGAUGAAGUCUUCAGGUGUGGUUCACAGAUAAGCAUGUGAUGGACUUCUAUAAUCGUUACAGACACCCUCAGCAACCAACAUGUGUUGUGUUUGUAGCAUCGACAAUUGUACAAUUUUCAAAUCUAUCAGUAGCCACUUGAUAUUAGAGAUAUUGGUGUAUGCUGGGAGCACAACUGUCUCGAUGUACUUCACUGAUGUUGGUUUCCAUUUGUCUCGAGUGGCGUUACCACACAUAUAUCCUAAAAUCAGUUUACAAUCAUUUAUAAUCCAUGAAUAUCUGAUACUUGUACUAUAGUUUACAUAAAGCAAUGGAGUGUAUAUUAGUAUAUAAACUUUCUCACUGCAGAUAUACCCAAUAUGCAUUGAUAUACAAUCAAAUGCAUUAGGCAUUUUGUUGGUUGGUCAGUGGUUUCAAGAACAGUUAAGGCACCCACAGCUUUUCUGACUUUUAGUAUCAAAUCAGAUGAGAAAUGGUGCCCAAUUUCACAUUUAAUUAUCUGCCACCAAGGUUUUGUGUCAUACUUUCCACUUCCUCCAGGUUUGGAGCAGCAACAUGCCUUUUUUAACUUCUCAUACAACAGCUCUUCACAUCCACAGAGUUUUCUUAUGUUUGCAGAGUGUGUUAUUUAUAAUUGUCUUUGUAAAGUUUUAUAUCACAUGAAAACGUUCCAGCACUGUCGACUGACACCAGUGCUGAUUAACAGCGGGAGCUCGUAGUCAUGCUCGAAACAUCAAUAUUGCAAAUGAACAUGCCUUUUUCCUAAGUGUACAUUUCAUUUUAGUCACCGUUAUGCUGUAUAGAUGGGCACAGAUUUUUUUUCUUUUGUUUUCCUUGUAAGUACAGAUAACUGUGAAUGAAAACAUACACGUGGUCAACGAUAGUUAUUUAGACUGUAAAAUGUUUGACAGAUUUUAUGGUAUAUUUAUUAACAUGUGUGAAAAAUGUAUUAUAUGUAAAGUAAAUGAAUCCUAAUUUUUAAAAAAUAUGUUGUUGGCUCUUGAAAAUGCUUCAUGUUGCUAAUUUGCAUAUAGGGUAUUGGAUGUAUGCAGAGGCAAUAAAACAAUGCAGUUGUUACAAAUGAA